GGACGCGUCAGGGUCUGAUUCUCUCCCCCCCAACCCCCCAGUUAUCCCUCAGUUUACCUUCGGACUAGCCUGCUAUGGACUACCCAAGUCCUCCGAACAGCCAGGACGGAUUUUGAGAAACAUAUUUUUCGCUUGCUCCUCAGGAUUUUCCACUUUGAAGUCAGCAGGAUGGCUGAAAAGGAGCCCAACACGCCAAGGAAACUAAAGACAUUAUUAUAGCCAGAAUUGGCUCUUCUUCUUUUUUUUUUUCGGAACAAGGGGCCUAUCCGAGCGGACUAUUUCUUUUCCUAACUUUCCCCUCCGUGUAUAAUGGAUGGCAGAGAUUUUGGACCCCCCCGAUCUGUCCACGUACCACCUCCGUUGUUGGCCGGGCUCGCAAUGGAGUCUCACCGACUCGGAGCAGCAGCAGCGACCGGGAGGAUCCCUCCCUCGCCCGGCCACUUGGGCGCGAGUCAUCCGCCGCCUCUCCACUCCGGAAAAUUCUUGUCAACGGCCAUUAACUUGCAUCCACACCACAGUGAUGCCUUCCAGGCGGGCUCCAGUCCCUUCCUGUCGGGCUAUCCAGGCCCCUCCUCCUUGACCUCUGACCCAACGUACAGAACGGCCAAUCCCAGCAGUUUGCAGAUGGCUCAGCUCUGGGCAUCACACGCUCAUGAAGGGUACUCUCAUCUGCCCAGCAGCCUGUACUCCAACUCGUACCUCUCCCUGGGGCACCUGGAUCCUCCUUCACUGUCCUCGCACCCUCUCUACGACUCUCACAAAGAAGGCUUCUACAUGCCGACCUCAUUUGGCCAGUUGCCCCUGCACCCUUCAUCCGCUCCCCAGAUCGCCCCGUCCGGCUCCACCCCCCCACAGAGGACGCCGCGGGACGCCGCGAGGGAGCGACAUAUCCGCAGCGAGAGGGAGCGAGAGAGGGAGCGAGAGAGGGAGCGGUCGAGGGAGGAGCAGAGGCCUCACAGCGUGGUGGAUCUGACGCAGGACGCGAGGAGCGAGGAGGAGCGCCGGGGGAGGAGCGGCGACCGGGAGCGAGAUAGAGAAAGGGACCGGAACGCGGAGAGGGACAGAGACGUUUGGUCCUUUAACCCUCACCUGAACCAGCCCAAGUCACAACCAUCGGUAGCGGAGCACAGAUCCAGGCCGUCGCCUCCUCGGCCCUCGUUUCCUUCAGGUGGAGGCGGGGUCAGGUUUCAUGGGCCGGAAACAGACAGAGGGGGUCGAGAUGAGGAGGGGGGCUCUCGACCCCACAACCACAACUCCAAUAACUCGAACUCUGAGAGGCAAAGGAGGAACGACUCUGUGGCCGCGUCAGCCCAGAACCUCCAUGUCUCCUACUCCCACCCUCCUGCACUUCACCCCUCCCCAGCAGGCCUGCCCCACCCCUCCACACCCAGAGACCCAAUCCGAGAGCAACGAGUCAGCGCACCGACGUAUGUGCCUUCUGUGGAGGUUUAUGACGAGCGGGCCGGGCCGAUUCAGAUCGCGUCGCAGGCCCGGGACAAACACGCCGAGAAACACAGAGAACACAGGGAGAGGGAGAGAGAGCGAGAGAGGGAGAGAAACAGGGAGCGGGAGAGCUACAGGUUUCCCGAGAGGAGCCUCAUGGAGCAUCCUCGUCUCUCCGGCGACACAAGCAAUCAUCGAGAGGAAGGUUCUGUCAUUUGUUCGAACGGUUCCAACGCGAAACGAGGCCAGGACACGCCUUUCUCCUCCGGCCAAUCAAGGUUCAGCCCAGAGAGCCGGGACGCCUCCAAACACUCCAUACGAUUGGGCGUAGAGCGGACGGGGGCGGAGCCAAAGUGGAACUCCACAAUCAGCCCGUUAGCCAAUUACGCUACGAGCCACAUGGCCGCUCUGGCAGCCCAACACGGACACACCAUCUCUCCCACACACACACAAAUGUCCCCGCACACAACCCAUCGACCCAGUAGCAACACACACUCCACCCACAGCCACUCCCACACGCACCCUCCCCAACACGGACAGACAGGUGAGGAGGCGGGUCAGAGGUGCUUCCUUGACCCGGCAGCGCUCUACAGACCGGGGGGGUCGUUAGCGGGAGGGUCCAGUAGUGGAGAGCGAGGGGGGUCGGAUCCCACAGAGGUCUCAGCCAUGCAGAGUCUGAUUAAAUACAGCGGGAACUUCGCUGCUGAGGGUCCCGGCUCAUCCCGGCACGCCGCGGAGGCCCGGGGACCCUUCGGCGGCCUGGGCCACAUCGGGCCCGAAGAAAGAGAACGGGAGAGGGAGAAGGAGAGAGAGAGGGAGCGAGAACGGCAGAGGGAGAAGGAGAGAGAGAGGGAGAGAGACAGGGAGAGGGUGUCGAUGGGGUCAGGGUCCCUGAGGGUGCCCCCCCAGCUCAAGAGGGAGCAGGAGCGUCCGGACAGUGCGCGCUCGUUCGGCCGGGAGGGCGAAGGGGAGGUGCGGCAUCCUCCGGUGGGCAUCGCGGUCGCUGUGGCCCGGCAGAGAGACAGCGGGAGCAGCAGCAAACCGAGCAGUGGACCCUCAGACGCACAGAGGACUCUGCUGCAAACUGUCAUCAAAGACGAGGAGCGAGUAGAGGAGCGAGCUCGCCACCACGAUGAGCGACUGCUGGCAGGCCGGCUGGAGCGCGAGCAGGAGAAAGUGCUCAGUGAGUCCAAGGAGCUGGCAGAGUUCACUCAGAUGCACCCCACCCCGUUGUCCAAUGGCUUGACGUCGAGUAUAAUGACGCCCAGCCUCAUGACCCCUAACCUCAUGGUGACGGGAGGGGCCGCCCUGGCAGGGGCAGGGCGAUGGCCUCCUGACCACUCAAAUCUGACUUCUCAUCCCUGGAUGACCCGGCCUGGAGCCCCUCCAGUCUGGCUCCCCGGCUCACCGUACAGCCUGGGUCCGUCCUCACUCCACCAGUCCCUCCCCCCAGGAUACCCACCCUCUCUGCAAGGCUCCAUGCCCCCGCCGUACCAGUUUGCCAGGGACCCUCAAUCCGGACAGCUAAUAGUCAUCCCCACUGAACACCUUCCUCACUACGGAGGUGACGUUCUGGAGCGUGGAGCCCCGGUGUGGUCUGGGGUUUACGGCACCAGCAGCUCGCUGCAGCACGCGGCCCAGCUUCAGCUCCUCUCCCAGCAGCAGAUGCUCCGACAACAGGAGCUGCUCAUGAUCCAACAGCACACAGCGCAAGUCCUCGAGCUGCAGAGGAACGCACAGUUUGUCGAGCGUUUAAAGGCCAGCGAGCACCGGCCGGAGAUGGAAGACAAAGCCGACAAGCGGAACGCCGAGCCAAAGCCCCGCCCCUCCUCCAUAUCGUCCCAUUCCCCGUCGCCCAUCCUGCACCCCCGCAAGCACCCCGCUCCCUCUCGCACUCCAACCCCGUCGUCCUCUUCCCUCACGCCGCUGCCUCCGCUGCUCCCCUCGCCCGUGACCACCCUGAAGUCCGAGGAGGGCGAGAGGGCGUUGUCGCGCCCGUCGACCAUGCCCCUGCCUCACCCGCCUUCCCCGCGCUCCGCCUCCCCGCCCCCCUCCUCGCCGCGGCGGCCUAAACAGGAGGCGACCGAGGAGGGCGAGGCGGGGCGGCGGGAGCAGAGGUGUGGGCAGAAGUCGGCUUCGGCGGCGUUUCAAGGGAUCUACUCUGAUCUCUCUCCAAGUUACCCUUACCAGUCCAUUACUGCCCCGUUUGGCUCGCCUUUCCCCCCUUAUCACAUCCCAGCACCCGCUGGAGCAAACACAGAGGUUUUACCACCGCAUCACUCCCGCUCCCCCGCACCUUCAGCCCCUCCUCCUUUAGCCCACCUCCAUCCACGGCAGCUGGACGCAGACGUCAAGCCACAACAACUGGAGCCUUCAAAGACGGCAUCUUUCCUCAAGCAGGAGCCCAUCCCCGAGCAGCAGCUCCUCGACAUGAGGAGUCCUCUCCGGCGGGGCUUCAGUCCAGCUCUGGCCGCCGAGGACAGGGGGAGAGACGCCCCGAAGCCCCUUCUUCCCCAACCACUACCUCUGCUUGUUCCGAGCGCUCCGCUGCAGCAGGCGGAAAGACUUCAAGAACACAGGGAGGAGGAGAAGGACAGAGGUGAAAUCAAAGUGGAGGUUUUAUCUUACUCCUGUCAGGCAGCUUUCCCCCCGCCUCCUCUGCUCGUAGAGGAGCCUAAACCAGAGGUAGACAAGAACCCAGAACGAUAUCCCCGCAUGGCUUCAGACCCUGACAGCGAGGAGUCGGCUCUGCCGCUGGUACAAUCCAGUGGGUGUGAACAAGAACAGCCAGACACGCACAUCAACUCGCAAACUCCCGUUCAGAAAGAAAGUGUCACUGAAACUCCUGUUUACCCUCCUCACCACGCCAACUCCCGGCUCCCCUUGCUCAUCAGUCCAGAGGAUCCCAUGGCCGGGAUGCUCGCGCUGCUGACAGCCAGUGAGAUGGCCCAGGCGCACCCCAGCACGCCGCCCGCCCCGGCACCCUUACCACACAUAGAAAAUUCUCUUUUAGGCUUAGACUGCAGCAGCACGGGUGCUUUGGAGCUGGUGGCACUGGAAGGGAUGGCGCUGCUCAGCCAAAUGGCCCAGAAGGAGAUGGAGCAAAUGAACCAAGGGCAAGAUCUGACUUUAGAGGGUUUGGACUGUCUUCUGGAAGCGAGCAGACAGAUUUUGCUGGAGGCCAUCGAGAAACAGUCCCACAUCGACCUGUCCAGAACACUGGACCCCAACAAGAAGUACAGCUGGAGGCAGAGGAAGGAGGAGCCGCUCUUCAGUAAAAUGUCUCUGGACGUAAUGGACGCAGUGGAGGUGGAAUACCGCGUCCGCCUAGCCGAGCUGCAGAAGACGUACAAGGAGAAGCAGAGAGAUCUGAGCAAGCUGCAGAGACGCACAGACAAGUGUGAGCGGCACCAACAGGAGGAUGAGAGGCGGAGUCUGACCAGACGGGGCAGAGGACGACCCAGGAAGAGAAAACACCUAACCACACCCCCCAAGCUGGAAAGCAGGCCUGCAAAGGUCAGUAGGACAGUGCAAUACUCUGAGGACUCUGAAGCUGGGGAUGGACAGAGGAAAAGGUUCGGGCUGUCCCGAGAAGAAGAGGACACCGAGACGGGAAGUGUAGGAGUGAAGGUGAAAAAGAAAAAGAAGAAGAAGAAGAAGAGCUGGAACGACCAGGAGCCGUCAACCAGUAAUGCUUUGGAGGUUUUGAAGUCGAAGCACGGCCACUUGUGUGAGCAAGAGCAGCUGGCGUCAGACCUCAACAGAGCACUCUCCCUCUCGCAGCUCAGCUCGCUGAACGUGCCUCGCAAGCUCUCCUCCAGCUCGAAGUCGGACAAGUCCAAAGGCAAGUCGACGGAGAGUCGGAUGAAGGAGCGCAGCGUCCAUUCGUCCGCCAAGGCGGGGAAACACAAGAUUGCCGCCAAGGCUCCUUCUCCUUCUUCUUUGGAGAACGUCCGAAAGCUGAAAGGUCAGAAGAAGACUGCUCUGUUCUCUCCGAUGAGGUCAGAGCUCAGCAGCUGCUCCAACAACUCAGAUUCAGAGGAACACAAUUCUGCCCGAGGGGGCUGGCCCUCUCUUUCAGGGACGCAUCCACACGGAGACCCGAACAGGAAGAGGCGUCCUGAGUCUUCGCCAACCUCCCUGCUGUCCAGGCAGAAGUCUCAGAAGAAGAAACACAAGCACUUAUCGCUGCUGCUGGAGGAAGCUGGCCUCAGCUCCUCUGACGACUCCUUCGACCAAGAAACCUCUGAGGAAGAUGAUGAUGAUGAGGAAGACGAGACAGAUUCGGACGAUGACGGCGCCUGUGAGGAGAGCGGGCUGGGUCUGCUGGCUAGGUUUGCGGCGAGCGCGCUCCCUGUCAGCUCCACGCCGUUAAGCCUUCUCCACGAUGGUAAACACCGAAGCCUGCAGAGCACUCUGGGGUCUUCAGAGUGCGAGUGGUCGGACUCUGGGUCGGACUUGCGGCUGAGGAAGUUCCCCUCUCUAAUGCACGGCAAACGCUCCGCCCCUGAGCUCCCCCUGUUGCCCCCCGUGACCCGCCGCAACGACCAGGCCAGCCACAAAAGAGACGAAAUCAAACGCAAGCCCUUACCCAAACCCCGCCCCUCAACGCGCUCCCCGCGGCGAUUUAGCUUGGACCUGAACGCGAGCGGGCUGUGGGGCUUCAGCGAGGAUGAGGGGUGGAACAGGCGACGCAGCGAGAGGAUUUUCCUUCACGACGCCACGACCACGGCCGGCCAUACGUCCACACCGACCCCGUCUUCCACCAGCCAGAGCUCCUCCUCUUCCACCUGCCAGAGCUCCUCCUCGUCCUCCUCUACCUCCUCCUCCAGCCUCCCGUCUCUCACGCCGAAGCCCGCCUCCAAAUCCAAACCCACUGCACCCAGCAGAGAGGGGAAAGAUGUGGUGAAAAAAAAGAAGCUGAAGGACUCUCCUCUGCCUCUGAGCCCAUCCUCUCUGUGUAGUCCAAUCACAGACGUCCCCGCGCCACUGAGCCUCAGCCCGGCACUCAAGAGCCAACCGAAAGCUAAAACCAAGACCAGAGAGCCGCCCAGAGGAGCGGUGAGCCGGCUGAUGGAGAGCAUGGCGGCAGACGAAGACUUCGAGCCGAACCAGGACAGCAGCUUCAGCGAGGAUGAACUCCUUCCACAGUGCAGGAAGAGUGUUUCAGAGCGCUCCUCCACACCUGCUCCGGUGCAGUGCGUGUUGGAUAAAGAUUCUCUGGUGGACGGUCUCAGAGUUUUGAUCCCCAUGGACGACCAGCUGCUGUAUGCAGGACAUGUGAACACCGUGCACUCCCCCGACAUAUACAGCGUGGUGGUGGAAGGGGAGAGAGGGAACCGGCCGCACAUCUACUGCUUGGAACAACUGCUGCAGGAGGCGAUCAUCGAUGUGAAGCCUCCGUCCGUGCGCUACCUCCCAGAGGGCACCCGCAUCGCUGCCUACUGGAGCCAGCAGUACCGCUGCCUCUACCCCGGCACUGUUGUCAACGGGAGUUCGGAUAUCGAUGAGAAUGACGACCUCAUCACGGUGGAGUUUGACGAUGGCGACGGACGCAUCCCCCUCUCCCACAUCAGGCUGCUGCCCCCAGACUACAAGAUCCACUGCGCGGAGCCGUCCCCUGCCCUGCUUGUGGCCAGCUGCUCUCGGCGGCGAGUCCGCAAGUGCAGCAAAGAAGGCAAAGAGGCGGGGAAGAAGCCGGAGGAGAGCGCUCCCAAGAUCAAAGGAAAACCUGGACGCAAACCCAAACCUAAACCAGACACCUCUAUGAUCCAAGAAAGCCAUGAGAAAUCUGAGCCUCCAUCCUGCUCCAUCCAGCCGGCCGACAGACCCCCGACUGCUUCCAAACCUUCUCAGGACCGGUCCUCCUCUGUCCAGAAAGCAGCUAACGAGAAGCCCCGUCCAGCGUCACGGCCGACCAUGCAGGCAAAGCCGGGCCGCACCAACUCCGCCCCGACCCCGACAAGUAGCCCCACCCUGCCCAACCUCGUUCCCAGAAAGUCUAGCUCCUCCCAGCCUCCAGCUCUUAAGCCGACCCGCUCUCUCCCUCCGUCCCUCUAUCCAAACACCUACGGGAAAGUCCUGACUGUGGAUCUGUACAGCGAGCCCAACCUGAGCUCGUACAACAACCAGCGCAGAGAAACCCUAAGCAGCGUCAGUCCGUCUAAUAACAGGCCAAUAUCCAGACCCAGUUUGGUGACAUCAUCAUCUGCACCCAAACCUGGAUCCUUACCCAGACCCUCUUCUGCUUCCAAAACUAAACCCUCCUUGGACCACCACAGCAGCUCCAGACCCAGCCUCGGCUCUGGGCUCGGCUCCAUCUCCAGGCUCCCUGCAGGCAAACCUUCCUCCUCGCUGACUCACAGGCCUUCAUCGUCGUCGUUGUCCUCCUCGUCGGCCCCCAGACCCAAACUGAAGAUUCCGUCCGAGCAGCUCUCCUCCGUCUCCAGACCCAAAUCUGGAUCAGGGAAGAGUGACAUGGGCUCUUUGGUGAGGCGCAAGUCGGCGGAGCCCCUGGUGAAGCUGGACCACGAAGGCGUCACCUCCCCGAAAACCAAGAAGACGAAGGCUCUGAUGCUGCUGGAGGGGCGGGGCGUCAGGCGAGACCACACCCCAAUCGCCACGGCCAAUCAAAAGCUGUUAAAGGCCAAACCGAGAGCUCCAGAUCGCGGGGCCGUCCUUCCGGAGAAAGACUCCUCCUACAAAGCUUCCGUGCUGGCUAAAGAGAAGGCGGAGUGUCGUGGCGGUGCAGGAAGAGGACAAGAGGUGGAGGCAAGGGAGGAGAAAGUGAAAAAGGAAGAGAGGAAGCCGCCGGAGAAACGAGAGGAGAGGAAGGUGAAGGUGAAGGAGGAGUCUCAGAGCAGCAGCAGCUCCGAGUCGGAGGAGGAAGGAAAGAAAGGGAAGAUGAAGAAAAAGAAGAAGUGCACGUCAAGCUGCUCCUCCUCCUCUUCAUCCUGCUCCGGUUCCUCCUCCUCUUCUUCAUCGUCUUCGUCGUCGUCGUCGUCGUCCACCGAUGACUCCUCCUGCAGCUCGGACGAAGAGAGGACCCCGACCCCUACUCCGGCCCCCGCCUCCUCUGCUCCAGCGCAGGAGAAACAGAAGGAAGGACCGGAGGAGGAGGAGGAGGAAGAGAGUGACGAUACGGAGAAGGAGGCGGAGUUAAAAGUAGAAGACGAAGAAGAGCUUUCUCCACCCUCACGCUCUACCUCCCCUUCAUCCUCUCCGACCCCCGAUACUCCGGCCAAACCUGCAAAACCAGCGACGGGGAAGGGGUCGGGACAGAGGGGGCGGCCUCCCAAACCGAAGCCCAGCGGAGGGGAGGGGAAAGUGGGGAGACCCAAGCGCAGAGAGGGCGUUCACCUCCCCACAACCAAGGAGCUCGCGAAGCGUCAGAGGCUCCCCAGCGUGGAGAACCGGCCCAAAAUCUCCGCCUUCCUCCCAGCCAGGCAGCUGUGGAAGUGGUUUGGGAAACCGACACAGAGACGCGGUAUGAAAGGAAAAGCUAAGAAGCUCUUCUACAAGGCCAUCGUGCGAGGCAGAGAGAUGAUCCGGAUCGGCGACUGUGCCGUGUUCCUCUCGGCCGGCCGGCCCAACCUGCCCUUCAUCGGCCGCAUCCAGAGCAUGUGGGAGUCGUGGGGCAGCAACAUGGUGGUCAGGGUCAACUGGUUUUAUCAUCCGGAGGAGACGAACCCCGGCAAGAAACUCACCGACAAGAAGAACUGGGAUCAGAUGUGUGGUCAGUCUCUACCAGCAGCUCUGCACUCUUCUAUCCAGAGGAAAGACUUCAUGGAGCGGGCCCUGUACCAGUCGUCUCACAGCGACGAGAACGACGUGCAGACGGUCAGCCACAAGUGCCUGGUGGUCAGCGUGGAGGAGUACGAGCAGAUGACGCACACACGCCGCUACGCCGACAGCGAGGACCUCUACUACCUGGCCGGCACCUACGAACCCACCACCGGCAUGAUCUUCAACACAGACGGAGUCCCGGUGAUCUGCUGAACGAAACGCAGGAACCCGGGAAAAAACCAAAAUCAGGACCUCGACUGUGGACUUCUCAAAAAACCAGUCUGGGGGGGGGGGGGGGGUCUUUUUUAUUUUUCAUGAGGGAUCUUUCACAGCUCAACAAACUCAACCGCUCCGACACCAACGACACACACUGACAGACUGUCACAAACAUUUUCUACUACGGAGACGGGAGAAUCUACAGAC
Molecule: messenger RNA, 9651 nt
Organism: Labrus bergylta (ballan wrasse)
Lineage: Eukaryota; Metazoa; Chordata; Actinopteri; Labriformes; Labridae
Gene: tnrc18
Product: trinucleotide repeat containing 18
Molecular function (GO): chromatin binding
Source: RefSeq, a predicted model, not a curated record